Messenger RNA from Aedes aegypti (yellow fever mosquito), 2078 nucleotides. RefSeq names its product fatty-acid amide hydrolase 2-A. The transcript has 3 exons. The record is from RefSeq and is a predicted model, not a curated record. NCBI's taxonomy places the organism in Eukaryota, Metazoa, Arthropoda, Insecta, Diptera, Culicidae. Bases 447 to 2018 code for a protein of 523 amino acids.
GAAAGCCACACUCAGUCAUUCGUUGAAGUGCAAUGCCAUGGCAAAUGUAGAUAUGUAGUUCCACUCUCCAUCUGCCCGUGAAAGCUCGGAUGCAAUUUUGAUUGCUUUUUGAGCGAAGAAAGUGCAAAAUUGUUUGUUUCGACGUCGAAAUUUUUGCCACAUAAGCAGACACACAUUUCAAGAUCAAGAACGUUGUUGAUGAGUGUUUUGCUGAGGAUCAAAGUUCUUGCAUGAAUCUCGAAGAAGAUGAUAGCUUAUCGCGCUGCUGUGCCCGAUCAGUGAUUGAAAGCUAAAAAAACAAGUGCUUCAGUUUGGAAGGUGAAAAUUUUCCGUCGAUACCUCUGUUUGUGAUAGCUAUUGGCACCCGGAGCAUCAGAGUGGCAGUGAUUGUGAAAUAAAGGACCGCUUUUGGCAUUUGAGAACGCGAGCUCUUCAUCUGAAGGAGAAUGAGUUGGGCCAUUCGACGGCUGCUUCGAGGGGUAAUGCACUUGUUCAGCUGGUUCGUCAUACCAUACACAUACCUAGUCAGUGCACGGAUACGAUCGCAUCGAUUACCUCCGAUCGAAAAUCCACUACUGCAGAUUCCGGCCGUUACUCUGGCCGGAAAGAUUCGAACGGGGCAAAUCAAGAGCGAAGAUGUAGUCAGUGCCUACAUCGAACGCUGUCGACAGGUCAAUCCAAUCCUCAAUGCCAUCGUUGAGGAACGAUUUGAGCAGGCUCUUGCAGAAGCCCGGCAAAUCGAUGAAGAAGUCGCCAAGAAAUUGCGCACUGAAGAGCAAAUGAUGACCGAAACUCCCAUUCUGGGCGUACCCGUAACCAUCAAAGAGAGUCUAGCCGUGAAAGGCAUGAGCAAUACCGGUGGUAGAAAACUGAAGAACAAACGAAUCGCUCAACAGGACUCACCGGUGGUGGAACAGAUUAGGAAAAGCGGCGGAGUUAUUCUGUUGGUCAGCAAUACCCCAGAGUUGUGUCUAUGCUGGGAAACGUAUAACAAAUGUACGGGACUUACCAAGAACCCCUACAAUGUCAAACGCACUGUUGGAGGAUCAUCAGGCGGUGAAGCAGCCUUGAUUAGCUCGGCUGCAUCCCUCAUAGGUGUUACCACAGAUAUUGCCGGCUCAUCAAGACUUCCCGCCGCCUUCGUAGGAGUUUUCGGCCAUAAACCAUCCCCCUUUAGCGUAUCCCCCUACGGUCACAACCCCUCGUGCGAAGACGAGUCCUGGGGAAACUUCUUCACUCCUGGUGCGAUGUGUCGAUACGCUGAAGAUCUCCCCUUGCUACUCAAGGCCAUGAGCGAUCCCGCCGGAGUUACUCUUUCACUGGACGCUACGGUGAACCUCACCGAGAUUAACUAUUACUACAUGGAAAACGACGGCCCUACGGGUCUGACAGAACCUAUUCAACCGGAUAUCCAGGCCGCCAUUCAGAACGUCGUGAACCACUUCAACGCCGAAAAAGUCCAACUGAAACGUCUGAUCUGGGCACUGGACAUCUCCAUCUGCAAGAUGCUCCGAAUGAAGAACAUCGAAACAAUCUACACGCAACAACGGGACGGCCAGCCCAAUACCACCGUAGGUAAGGAGCUCUUGAAGUACUUCUGCGGUUGUUCCGACUCCGAUCUUCCGUCGGUCGUCAUCGGCCCUAUGCAGCACAUUGUCCAGAACUACAUUCCAACUUCAAGGUUGGCCUUCCUGGAUCAACAGACCGAGCUGUUGCGUAAAGAUUUCCUAGAUCUGCUUGGAACGAACGGCGUCUUUAUCUAUCCAGUGUUCCCAAAUACGGCUCAUCGACAUUUUUCGAUCUUCCACAAGCUGGUCGACACGAGCUACAUGAUGGUGUUCAACACCCUGGGUUUCCCAGCUGCGUCCUGCAUGGUGGGAUUGGAUCGCGAGAAACUACCCAUUGGGGUACAGAUUGUGGCCAGCCCCGGUCAAGACCACUUGAUUUUCGCAGUGGCACAAGAGUUGGAACGGAAGUAUGGCGGUUGGGUGCCACCACCAGCGCAGCAACAACAUUAAGCAGUGGCCACGUGGUGAGGCUCAGUGAUGAAGUGCAACUUACAAGUGAACAACAGUGUG